AUGGAAUUAGAGAAUAUCAAGAAUUUUUAUAAAAAAUCUCUUUUAGAAUCCUACAAAUAUGUUACUUUAAUUGUUACCAUUCAGGUUGUCAUAAUCAGUUUAGACGCUUUAACAAUACAUGUGGCAUGGGCACUUGCAGUUGGAGUGAUCUCCUUUGUACAAAGGCUGGAAAUUAUAACUUUUUGUAAAUAUAUUGACUUAUUAAGACGCAGACUGCAAAUUAUUAAUAAAUAUUUAAAAACCUUUGUUAAUGAACAAGACAGAAAAUCCGAAACAAUUUUCACAAUUGAAACCGAAACUAUUGUAACAAACGACACGGCCAAUUUAAUAGGCGAUGCAUCAGAGAGUAACACUAAAAUACGCGAUCUGGCUCAGAUGUAUGGCCUGAUCGGGCAUACCUGUUCUAUGAUCGGCAAAAUUUUCAGCCUCCAGAUUCUUACAAUACUUAUAAGUGUGUUUUUAUUAUUAAUUACUGUCAUGUACAAUAGCCUCAUCGUUUACCAAACAUCUACUGACUGGGGUACAAUAGUAAAUGCAAUAGUUUCUUUUUCCUUUUGGCUUUUUUACUUUGCUUUCAUGUCUUUCAAAUGUGAACAAUUACUCUCAGUGCGCAACGAAACAAAAAUUCUGGUAAACAAAAUCAUCAUGAACUAUGGUCUGCCGACGACAAUGAGAGAUCAAGCUAAAGCGUUCAUGCAACUCAUGGAGGCGUGGCCCUUGCGUAUCCACAUUUACGAUAUGUUCUCAGUAGACACAACGCUGAUGUUGAAAUUCAUAAGUGUGGCUACAACUUACUUUAUUGUAAUUAUUCAAGUUGUUCAUUUUUCAUAG
Molecule: messenger RNA, 831 nt
Organism: Helicoverpa armigera (cotton bollworm)
Lineage: Eukaryota; Metazoa; Arthropoda; Insecta; Lepidoptera; Noctuidae
Exons: 1
Coding region: 1-831 (276 amino acids)
Biological process (GO): male courtship behavior; sensory perception of taste; chemosensory behavior
Cellular component (GO): dendrite; neuronal cell body; axon
Source: RefSeq, a predicted model, not a curated record